This is a messenger RNA of Anopheles cruzii, 1185 nucleotides long. RefSeq names its product ubiquitin thioesterase otubain-like. Gene Ontology annotation, biological process: protein K48-linked deubiquitination. Gene Ontology annotation, cellular component: nucleus. Gene Ontology annotation, molecular function: ubiquitin binding; cysteine-type deubiquitinase activity. NCBI's taxonomy places the organism in Eukaryota, Metazoa, Arthropoda, Insecta, Diptera, Culicidae. The coding region runs from base 189 to 1010 and encodes 273 amino acids. The record is from RefSeq and is a predicted model, not a curated record. The transcript has 2 exons.
GUUUGUUGGUGUAAAAUGUCGGUCUGAAAGUGCAGACCAGUUGUGAGUUGUGUGGCAGUGAAUUUUUCAGAGUUUGGACUGCGUUAAAGGACCCGCCGAGGGGUUUCGCACGAACGAAUACAGUGGCUGGUUGGGAAGCAUCGUCACAAGGACGCUACCAUCCAGCGGAUUGUACAAACAUUCACACCAUGAGCAAUUCGGAGAGCAGCAGCGGUGACAGCAGUAAAAAGGCCAAACCAGAAGAAAACCAAGAUGAGCUGAUUAUAAAACAGCAGCGUGAAAUUGAACAAGAGAUUGCUCAUUCCAAACCGCUAGUCAGUGAAUCCCAGCCGAUCUCGAGCCUCAAUCAGGAGUAUUUGGACGAUGCGGUCUACAUAUCAAAAAUUCGGGACCUGUCGUCCAAGUACCGGGCCAUCAGGCGUAGCCGGCCGGAUGGGAAUUGCUUUUUUCGGGCUUUCGCGUACGCCUACCUGGAGUAUCUGGUACUGAACAAGGAGGAGUUCCAAAAGUUCUACGAAUACGCUUCGAAGUCGAGGGAGCGGCUGACCGAAGCAGGCUUUCCCCCGUUCACCAUCGAGGACUUUUACGAGACGUUCAUGGAGGUGAUAAACAAAGUUAAACCGGACGGCGACGAUACGGCCAGCGCCCUCAGCGAGCUGCACAAGCUAUUCAACGAACAGGGAUACUCCGAUUACGUCGUGGUGUACCUACGCCUCAUCACAUCGAGCCAUCUGCAGGAAAAGGCCGACUUCUAUCAGAACUUCAUCGACGGCAACAUAACCAUCGUCGAGUUCUGCCACCAGGAGGUGGAGCCGAUGUACAAGGAGUCGGAUCACAUCCACAUUAUUGCGAUCUGCUCGGCUUUGGACGCCGGUGUUCGCGUGGAGUACAUGGAUCGGGGCGACGGGAACCAGGUGAUCGCUCACGAUUUUCCCGACGGUUUCAAGCCGAACGUUUACCUGCUAUACCGUCCGGGGCACUACGACAUCUUGUAUCCGAACCAAGCAUAGAUUUUGUGCCCCUUCCUUUAACUAUGGACAAAGUUUCACGUGUCGUGUGUCACCCUUUUCGUUCGUAUCCGACCGGCGUUUGUCGCAUCCUUUCAUGAUUCCCCACUUCUAGUAUGCUACUCUAAGUAUAAUAAUAUAUCUAUGGAUCAAUUGUAAUAAAUGAAGUAACGUUUCA